Molecule: messenger RNA, 1268 nt
Organism: Arachis duranensis
Lineage: Eukaryota; Viridiplantae; Streptophyta; Magnoliopsida; Fabales; Fabaceae
Product: protein LIKE COV 2
Exons: 7
Coding region: 300-1085 (261 amino acids)
Cellular component (GO): Golgi apparatus
Source: RefSeq, a predicted model, not a curated record
UACUUGAAAAGAAAACAAAGAAACAAAGAUUAAUGGAGAAAAAACCCUAGAGAGAAGGGUAGGGUCACAUAGUGAGGGACAUACUCGAAAGCCACGUUACCAUUACAGAGGCGAUCCGAUUUUAUCUGGCGGGUGAGAGAGUGAAUAUUGCGUAGUAUCGAAGACAGUAUCAUUGUUGAAAUCCAUCCAAUCUAUAGAUUUAUUUCUAUUCCAUUCCAUGGAUCUGUAUUAGUCCUUAGUAGAAGAAGUCAAAGCAAAUUGAGCUGAACUGAACUGAACUGGAGAAGAAGAAGAAGAAGAUGGCGGAAGAGAAAGAAUCAACUUCGAUUCCUCUGAGUCAAGCAGACAAUGCCUCUUCCGAAGAUCCCGAAGAUCCGGCAAAGUCUCCCCCCAAUUCUCCUAAUUCCUCCACUCGCAGGGCAUGUUGCUUUGUUCUCCAAAGUUGGGUAUCAAAGAAAUUUAUGACCGGAUGUGUAGUUCUUUUCCCAGUUGCAGUUACCUUCUUUAUUACAUGGUGGUUCAUUCAAUUUGUUGAUGGUUUCUUUAGCCCAAUAUACUCCAGGCUUGGCAUUGACAUAUUUGGACUUGGUUUUAUUACAUCUUUGGUUUUUGUAUUUCUUAUUGGUGUUUUUGUUUCAUCAUGGAUGGGUGCCACCGUUUUCUGGCUUGGAGAAUGGUUCAUAAAGCGAAUGCCCCUUGUUAGGCAUAUAUACUCUGCGUCCAAGCAGAUUAGUGCUGCAAUAUCUCCAGAUCAAAAUACCACAGCCUUUAAGGAAGUUGCAAUUAUCCGUCACCCACGUGUUGGUGAAUAUGCUUUUGGCUUUAUUACAUCUACUGUUACUCUACAGAAAGAAAAUGAAGACGAAGAGCUCUGCAGUGUUUUUGUCCCUACAAACCAUUUAUAUAUUGGGGAUAUAUUUUUGGUUAACUCCAAAGAAAUUAUAAGACCAAAUCUUUCUAUUCGAGAAGGCAUAGAAAUAAUUGUUUCUGGGGGAAUGACAAUGCCACAGUUGAUAUCUCCAUUAGAAAGAGCACCUAGACAGAGUGAGAGAAUCCCGUUGAACCGAAUUGCAUCAAGGGCAUAGAGCUAUGGAUGUCUCAUGUGGCCAUGCAUGCAAGCAAAGAAAUUCUGAUAGUCUGAGCUCUAUUAUUAUUAACCUGCAUGUGAUGAAAUUUGUAUACUAAGGUUGUUGUUUAUCAUUAGUUAAAAAGAGUGUUAAAUACCUUGUAAUAAUGUAAUUAUUAUUGUUAUGAUUAUAAUUCAAAUA